Molecule: messenger RNA, 1403 nt
Organism: Pisolithus orientalis
Lineage: Eukaryota; Fungi; Basidiomycota; Agaricomycetes; Boletales; Pisolithaceae
Exons: 7
Coding region: 279-1403 (374 amino acids)
Source: RefSeq, a predicted model, not a curated record
UCGCUCGUCAUGAUUCAAGUACGGGCGUGAAAUAAGUCGGCCGCACCCCGUAAGAGCAAUGAUUCCCAAUCUAGCUGGCCCGGCUCUUUCGGUCCGGCAGAAACUCGGGGGACAAAACAACUUUCAGAUCUCAGACCUGGACCAGGAUGCGUCCAGGAACACUCGAACGCACACGUAAGUCAGGUGACUAUAACAUAACACAUCCACGUCUGGCGCGGCCUCCGACCCGAGAAGCUGGAUGUUGAUCGCUGCCUUUGACUGGUGCCAAGUCGCUAACUAUGGAGAAGUUCUCUGCGUUUAGGGACCCUGGCACAGGGAUUCAGCCAUUUCUUCUGCCUGUUUCACCCUCAGAUAACGGUUCAUCUGCGACACUGUUACUCCCAAUUCGCGGCGCCGCACUGAUAUUGAGGACCUUUCUGAUCGCCGCAAUAUUUCUGUUGUACUGCGGCUUGCAUUACGGAUUAUGCACCUUACUCGUACCGAUACCUCUACUCCGUCGUUCUCUGUCACGACUUGCAACACGACUUGCGGCUCGCCUGGCUCUUUAUGUAUUAGGUUUCAUGCAGAUACAGGAAGAAAUUGUUGCUAAGAAACGGUCAGUACAUCAAUUAUUUUAUGCGAUUCCACGGUGUCCACAGGCUGGUGAUAUCAUCGUAUCUAACUGGAGUUCGUGGAUAGACCUGCUGUGGAUGGUGUACAGAUUUGAUCCUAUAUUUGUGAUGCCUGUCUUUGAGGAGCGCAAGUCAUCCGUCGUAAAUUCUGAUUCGUCCCCCAUCACUUAUAGACCAGGGCGUAGUAAAGAUUCUGGAGUACCCUCACCUUCAAGUUUGCAGACCAUAACUUCUCGCUCGGCGGUUAGGGGUUUCCGCCGAGUGUCGUUAUUUUCGAUGAUACAGACUACAGGUCAUACUCCAGAUCGGUUGACCUUCAACACUGUAUCACAGCUAAAGGAACUGAAGCAGUCCGCGGAACGACCGGUUGUUGUGUUUCCUGAGUGCACCACUAGCAAUGGCCGCGGAUUGCUUCGCUUUGUUGAUGUCUUUGAAGGUACCCAUCUCCCUACAAAACAAUUUAAAGUUUUUAUCAUGUGUAUCAGAUAUGAUCCUCCUACUCCUCGGAGACCGUCCCCCUCACAUCCAAUACCGUCUUAUUCACUAAAUCCUCUCCGCCACCUCUUUACGCUCUUGACAUCCCUGUCCUCUCAACCCAUGUCUGUUUGCAUGCUCCCCCCCUCAGAGUCUCCUAGUUCUGACCUAUUCAUGGCGAGCGAAGUCGCACCGGUAGAUUCACUUUCGGAAGCUUGUGCUGUUCUGGUGGAGAGAAUCGGUAAAAUGCGGCGAGUUCGCUUUGGUUGGGAGGACAAAGCUACCUUCUUGGAUUUCUAUUGGAGUCGGCGCCGGUAG